AUUAUCCUUAAAAAUAUCUAAAAGUGGCCUUAGGCUUUCAAGUCAGCUGUGCCUCGACAUAAUCUCAUUUGAUUUCAGCGUGCUUAUUAAAUUUGCUUCCAAAAUGAAUCAGGUUUGGGUAUUCUUCAAGCUGAUCGAGGUGGUGCUGGGCAGCAUGUGUAUGUUUUUCCACGUAAAGGGAUCGCUGUACUCUGCAGAGCCCAUUCCUCACGUCCUCAUCUACUGUGCCACAUUCAUGUCCUUCGUGUUGAUUGCCGCUUUGGGUGCCUUUCGGCUGCUGAUCUCCCAGAGUUCGGUGCUCUCCACUCAGCUCCUGCUAACGGUCAGCGCCGUGAUCUUGCACUACUUGUGCGCUCUUUUGAUUAUGCAUACCGCCAUGAAGGAUCCCCACUUGGCUGCCAUCAACAACACCGUCGAGUACAUGGCGCACCCACACUUUGCGUACUGUAAGCAGCAGAGCAUAGCGUCGCUGCUCACGGGCACCAUGUACCUGAUGCAUAUGUUCCAUGUUCUCGACCUGCUGCUUCGCCUGGAGCCGGGGGACUGGCGGCGUCAGGCCGUGGGCCGCUUUAACAACAGAGGGUUUUCUGAGGUCGGAGGUCGUGCUGGACUCUACGUACUGACAAAGCCGUUUGACAACUUCCUCUGCCGCCACUGCCGCUGCUACUACCUUCUGGCCACCUCCCAGGUCCUGACCUUCCAAAUCGAGGAAAUGGAGAAUUUUAGAACUGUGGAUCGCAUAUGGCAGUUUUUGGGAAAUGUUCGUUUGAAGUUAUGUACAGUGUCAACCGUCGAGAGCGACGAGAGCUUCAUGUCCACGCCAUCAAUAACCUCCUCCAGUGAGUCUGAAGAAUACGAGGAAUUUGGAGUCGAAGAAGAAGAACAGGGUCGUGGCAAGGGGCGAAAGACUGCUGCUGGCAACUGGCGUGGUCCCAGUGACUCCUCCAGCUUGUGGGCCCAGAUCGAGGAUCGCAGCACUCUCGCAAAAACCAGGUCUAGUCACACCAGCGAAGCCACUGUCAGAACCGCUGUGACGGAUCGCAGUAGAAGACGCAGUUCCUCCGUCUGGGAUGAUCCCGAGAACAGGGAAAAGUCGGAGAUUUUGUUGGUGGAACAGAGUUCGCACAUUUUGGGCAGGGAAUCGGAGGAACCGAGAAAGUCAGCCCGCGAGUCAACUGUACGCUUUCGAGCUGAGAAUAAUGCAGAUGAAGAAAUCCAGUCUCCAAGGUCUAGUAAUUCCAAGCUAAAGCCAAGAUCUUCGAAAAGUGAGACCGCAGAGGAAAAAAAAGAAGACUUGGAGUUUCCAGAAAAACCAAAGGAGUGGAAGUAA
Molecule: messenger RNA, 1330 nt
Organism: Drosophila kikkawai
Lineage: Eukaryota; Metazoa; Arthropoda; Insecta; Diptera; Drosophilidae
Source: RefSeq, a predicted model, not a curated record